This is a messenger RNA of Helianthus annuus (common sunflower), 1402 nucleotides long. RefSeq names its product mRNA-decapping enzyme-like protein. The transcript is spliced from 8 exons. Gene Ontology annotation, biological process: deadenylation-dependent decapping of nuclear-transcribed mRNA; positive regulation of catalytic activity; deadenylation-independent decapping of nuclear-transcribed mRNA. Gene Ontology annotation, cellular component: P-body. The record is from RefSeq and is a predicted model, not a curated record. The coding region runs from base 168 to 1268 and encodes 366 amino acids. NCBI's taxonomy places the organism in Eukaryota, Viridiplantae, Streptophyta, Magnoliopsida, Asterales, Asteraceae. Gene Ontology annotation, molecular function: enzyme activator activity; mRNA binding.
AUGCCUCAAAGCGUAAGUGGCACACAAACCCUCGUCUUUUUCGUUCGAUACACACACCCACACCAAACCGACCCUCAAACACACACACACACACACACACCUGUUCAUCUUCAAGGUUUAGGGUUUCCAACAACAGGAGUCUGAUCGAUCUCAUAUCACCACUAAAAAUGUCUCAAUCUGGAAAACUAAUGCCCAAUCUCGACCAAAACAGCACUAAGAUCCUCAAUCUCACCGUUCUUCAGCGGAUGGAUCCUUACAUCGAAGAGAUCUUAAUCACCGCCGCUCACGUCACCUUCUACGAAUUCAACGUCGACCUCAAUCAAUGGAGUCGUAAGGACGUUGAAGGGUCUCUCUUUGUGGUCAAGAGGAACACUCAGCCAAGAUUCCAGUUUAUAGUAAUGAAUCGACGAAAUACAGCAGAAAACCUUGUGGAGAACCUGUUAGGAGAUUUUGAGUUUGAACUUCAAGUUCCGUAUCUAUUGUAUCGAAAUGCUUCUCAAGAAGUCAAUGGUAUUUGGUUCUACAAUACGCGCGAGUGUGAGGAUGUUGCAAACCUUUUUACUAGGAUACUUGGUGCAUAUUCAAAGGUUCCUUCAAAGCAGAAAGUGAACAAAAGUGAGUUUGAAGAACUUGAAGCAGUGCCUACGUCUGCUGUAAUUGAAGGACCACUGGAGCCAGGGUUGACCUCCUCUCGGACUACAGACGUACCUGAAGAUUCUUCAUUUGUCAACUUCUUUAGUACUGCUAUGAAUUUGGGACAUAAUAAUAAUAAUACUCCAAAUCCAGUUAGUUCAAUACAGCCGUACCAUAAUUCAACAACAAUUCCUUUAUCUUCCCGUGAAGUACCUUCGCCCGUGGUCAACACUCCACCAUUGCAGAUCCCCUCAUCCUACACAUCACUGCCGCAACAUGACAGUGUUGACCAGGUCAACAGCACCAACCACGUAACCAAUCUCAUUAAACCUCUUUCUUUCUUUACACCAUCCUCUUCGUCUUCUUCUGCUCCAUUAGUAAGACAGCCUUCAGCACCUGUGCCGGUUUCCACCCUUCAGCCGCCACUGAAUGUACAAAGAAGUGUCGGUAUUCCCUUGCUUCAGCCAUUCCCUCCGCCCACACCACCGGUAUCACUCACUCCUACUGCCGCUUCUGGUCCAUUGCAUGGACCGUUGACUAGGGAAAAAGUCAGAGAGGCUGUUGUAAUGCUUGCACAGGAUAACCAGUUUAUUGACAUGUUCUACAAUGCUUUACUUAAAGUACACCAGUCAUAACUGAGGAAAAAACCUCCAGAAACGUUGUCUAUAGAUUUUGAAGACUUUUAUGUUGGGAACACUUAAGGUUUUUUAUUAUGAUUGUAUUGUUGGACUUUCAAGUUAUAUAUAAGAAAACAAUCCUUUUUAUGGCU